Corythoichthys intestinalis (scribbled pipefish) is the source of this 1351-nucleotide messenger RNA. It is a transcript of the gene hmgb2b, whose product is annotated as high mobility group box 2b. Gene Ontology annotation, molecular function: DNA binding, bending. NCBI's taxonomy places the organism in Eukaryota, Metazoa, Chordata, Actinopteri, Syngnathiformes, Syngnathidae. The record is from RefSeq and is a predicted model, not a curated record. Gene Ontology annotation, biological process: regulation of transcription by RNA polymerase II. The coding region runs from base 180 to 782 and encodes 200 amino acids. The transcript is spliced from 5 exons.
GGGGCGGGAGCGGUCUUCAGCUCGACCCAGUUUGAAAGUGAACGGACGGUCCAGUCUCAGCUUCAGCUACCAGACGUCAACAAUAAGCCGACUUGUCAACAAAAAAGAAAAAAAAAAAGAAAAGCCCCAGUCCCGAGUGCACUUCAGCCUGUCGCCGGCCCUCCUAACGAGCCGCCACCAUGAUGCGAAAGGAUGUGAACAAGCCCAAAGGGAAGACGUCGGCGUACGCCUUCUUCGUCCAGACGUGUCGAGAGGAGCACCGCAAGAAGAACCCCGAGCAGUCGGUCAACUUUGCCGAGUUCUCCAAGAAGUGCUCGGAGCGGUGGAAGGGUUUGUCUCCCACCGAUAAAAAAUGUUUCGAGGACAUGGCCAAGGCCGACAAAGUGCGCUACAACAGGGAGAUGCGAGACUACGUCCCACCCAAAGGCUUCGGAAAGCGAGGUCGCAAGAGGAAAGACCCCAACGCUCCCAAACGGCCUCCGUCCGCCUUCUUCGUGUUCUGCAGCGAGUACCGUCCCAGCGUCAAGCAGCAGUACCCCGGCCUCUCCAUAGGCGACUGCGCCAAAAAGUUGGGCGAAAUGUGGAGCAAGUUGUCACAGUCGGACAAACUGCCGUACGAGGAGAAGGCGCAAAAACUCCGGGAGAAAUACGACCGGGAUAUGGUGGCAUAUCGGGGCGGCGGCUCGUUCACCAGGAAUCCCGGUUCCUCUGCUCAGGGCGGCGAGGAAGAGGAGGACGACGAAGGCGAGGAGGACGACGAAGAGGAGGAGGAUGAUGAGUAGGGACCCAUAUAUGUGUGUGUGUGUGUGUGUGUGUGUGUAUGUAUGUGUGUGUGAGCGCAAGUGCAAGAGGAGAAGAGGUUAAAGUCCAAUAUCAAACAUUUUUGCGUUAUUGUAUUUUUUUAAACGACACGUCUCCGAGCUGCUGAUUGGCUCAUAAAGCGGCAGGGACGACGCUUCAAAAGAGCCAAUCAGAGGCACUUGUGUUUCCUCGGUCACAGCCAAACCCCCCCAAUAGGCUGACACCUUUUUUAUCAUUUUAAUGACUUGAGUUCUCAAAAGCACCUUGCUUCCCGCGUGGUGGGUCCCAGAUGUGACCAAAACACUCUGGAUGUGCGAAUGCGAGCGUGAGAGAAGGUGAGAAAGACGAGGUCCGAGGAGGAGGUUACUAGAGCCCCCACCCGCCGCCACUGUUGCCAUGGUUACCCCUACACCAGCCCCCUCAGCCAAGCUUACCUGUAUGUUGCCAUGGAGACCCUGGACUCUUCAUUGUCAUGUUUUAUUUUGUAUUUUUUUUUGUUCACAGUCAACGUAGAAACAACUUUUAUAAUAAAACCAGAGAGGAAAACGCA